Messenger RNA from Labrus bergylta (ballan wrasse), 1716 nucleotides. NCBI's taxonomy places the organism in Eukaryota, Metazoa, Chordata, Actinopteri, Labriformes, Labridae. The record is from RefSeq and is a predicted model, not a curated record.
AUGCCUUUCAUUUUUUGCUUUAAGGAUAUUCAGAAGAAUAUCAACAGUUUGGCCUCUGCUGCUCUGUGCACCACCUUUCCUCUCAACACUGUUGUUGAGCUCCAGCCCCUGAUGGCACAAAGUAACCUGCCUGUUGGCAAUGACAAACCCCAGGAGGUCGGGGGGGAGAAAACAAGACCCCUUGCCCUGCAGAAGGCCAGGGACAACUUCCUCAAAGGAGUAUCCUACUUCUCUGGAGACAUGGAAGUUUUUGGAAAAUGGAUGGAAAAACAGUUCUUUUUGCUGCAGUUGCUGGACUGGGUUUUGCGAGGAGCUGCUCAGGUGAUGUUUGUCAACAACCCUCUAAGUGGCCUCAUCAUUUUUGGUGGCCUCAUCCUGCAGAACUACUGGUGGGCUCUCAACGGCUUUGUGGGCACACUCUUUGCCACCAUAUCCGCCCUUAUCCUGCAACAGAACAGGGGUGCGAUCGCUGCAGGCCUGUAUGGUUACAACGGCAUCCUGGUGGGUCUGCUGAUGGCUGUGUUCUCCAACGCAGGAAACUGGUACUGGUGGCUCCUUCUACCCAACAUCUUCAUGUCCAUGAUGUGUCCGAUCGUGUCCAGUGCCCUGGCAUCUAUUAACAGUCGUUGGGACCUGCCAGUGUUCACUCUACCCUUCAACAUCCUGGUGUGUCUCCACAUGGUUGCCACCGGACACUACAACCACUACUUCCCUCAAGUCCUCAUUCAGCCUCGCUCAGAGCUGCCCAACAUCACCUGGGCUGAGAUCGAUGUGGCCAAGCUAUUCAUGUCAGUGCCUGUGGGAGUAGGACAGGUAUAUGGCUGUGACAACCCUUGGACUGGAGGAAUCUUCAUCAUCUCACUCUUCAUCUCCUCCCCAAUCACCUGUGCUCAUGCUGUUCUAGGAUCUGCAGUGGGCAUGGUUUCUGGCUUGGCUCUAGCAGCGCCUUUUGGAGACAUUUACUUUGGCCUCUGGGGAUACAACUGUGUGUUAGCCUGCAUUGCCAUUGGUGGAAUGUUUUAUGCUCUUACCUGGCAGGUGCACCUACUGGCCAUCACAUGUGCUUUUUUCUGUGCAUACCUCGGAUCAGCCAUUGCCAAUAGCAUGUCCACAUUUGGACUUCCAGCCUGCACAUGGCCUUUCUGUUUGUCUGCGCUCACUUUCCUCCUCUUAACAACUGAGACCAACAGGAUUUUCAAGCUGCCGCUUGCCAAAGUCACCUACCCCGAGAAAAACCUGGUCUUCUUCUGGAAGAUGAAGAAGCAGGAGAAAAUGGAAAAGGCUGAGAAAGAGAAGAAGGAGAGGGAGCAGCUGCAGAGAGCCAUUGAAGAUGAAGCGAUACUAAAUGAGAAAGAGCAACUGAGACUAGAGCUUGAAAAAAUGGAGGAGGGGAGAGAGGAAUGUAAGGCAUCAGAGGGAGAAUAUGACCAGAUGUAUGUUGAGGACAAUGCACCUGCGGUAGAACACAAUACUACUGAGGAAAAAGAAAUCAAACACAUUGACAGCAGUUCAGAUGAUUAUGUUUAAAACCACAUUUCUGCAGCGAGAGAGAGAAAUAAGCAACUAACAAUCUAAAAAGCCUGUUUGUAAUUGUAAGCCUGUUAUUUGUAGUAUUUAUAUAUUAUACUUUACAUGGAAUACUCAUGCUGGCAGGAUUUCCUGAGUUAAGUUGUUGGUAAACUACAUGAUUUGAAGAAAUAUAACUUUGUUUAUAUA